Messenger RNA from Leucoraja erinaceus (little skate), 3927 nucleotides. It is a transcript of the gene efna5b, whose product is annotated as ephrin-A5b. Gene Ontology annotation, molecular function: ephrin receptor binding. NCBI's taxonomy places the organism in Eukaryota, Metazoa, Chordata, Chondrichthyes, Rajiformes, Rajidae. The coding region runs from base 888 to 1484 and encodes 198 amino acids. Gene Ontology annotation, biological process: regulation of cell-cell adhesion; axon guidance; ephrin receptor signaling pathway. The record is from RefSeq and is a predicted model, not a curated record. The transcript has 4 exons. Gene Ontology annotation, cellular component: external side of plasma membrane; plasma membrane.
CACACACACACACACACACACACACACUCGUCCUGCAGGCUCGUCUCUCCGCCCAACUCGGAUUUCUCUUCGGAUCCUGGCCGCUCCUUCAUCUCAGCACGGCAGGGGAGGGGCACCCAGCAAACUGCCCAACCCAUCUACCUCACCCCUGUCCGGGAGGGGCAGGCAGGCAGGCAGGCAGGACGUGUGCUCGCUUCGGUUGCUCUGUGUGGACUGUAUUUGCAGAGAGAUUGCGCCGCGAGUGCAAAGCUGCAGCGGCGACUCUUGGUUCCAGCUCUUCAAGCCAUAUCUUCAGUGGGGGAGGGAGGGAAGGGGUAUUGGGGAGGGAGGAAAGAUGCUGUGACUGAUUGACUGGAUGCUGUCGCCUCGGGAAUCUCCAGCCGGUCUUGUUCUACUCCCAGUAACUGAAUACAUAUAAUUUAAAACAUCGAUCUCUCUCACACACCUCACCGCCACCAGCUCUCACCACGCCGUUACUUCAGGCUCUGCACCGACUUUUUUUUUUGCUGAUUGUUGCCCCAGUUGCAUACAGAUUGCGGACUUAACCUCGUUUUACAGAACUUUGCGCCAAUCUCAUGCCCUGCUGACAGUGAUUCCGGGAAUUCGUCGUUGUUUUAUUUGAUUUCACAGACGACUGCCUCAAACAUCGUGUUCCAAUGAAUUAAUAUCUCCAUCAGGUCUCUGUUGCUUUGAAGUGGUUUGCACAGUUGCAGGUAUUUCAUUCCCAUUUCCUGCUACAGUUUUGGACUUUGUCUCCCCGAUUCUGGACUUUGAUUUAUCUGAAGACAUUUGGUUUGAGUGUGGGCAUCUGAAGCUGUGUAACUUUGGAAGAGUAGAGAGAGACAGAGAGACUUAAAGGGCGGGUUCUUCUCAUCCUCUCCGCAGUCAUGAUCAACACGGAGAUACUUGUCGUAUUCCUGCUGCUCUGGAUGUGUGUUUGGUCUCAGGAGUCCGGCAAAGUGGUGGCCGACCGGUACGCCGUCUACUGGAACAGCACCAACCCAAGGUUCAUGAAAGGAGAUUUCCACAUUGAAGUUUGCAUCAAUGAUUACUUAGAUGUUUUCUGCCCCCAUUACGACGAGUCCAUGUCAGAUGACAAGACGGAGCGCUACGUUCUCUACAUGGUGAAUUACGAUGGCUACAGCUCGUGCGAUCACACCUCCAAAGGGUUCAAGAGAUGGGAGUGUAACAGGCCUCAUGCAGCCAAUGGCCCCUUAAAAUUCUCUGAAAAGUUCCAGCUGUUUACUCCAUUUUCAUUAGGAUUUGAAUUCAGACCUGGCCGAGAAUAUUACUACAUCUCUUCGGCUAUUCCAGAUAACGGCAAGAAGAAUUGUUUAAAAUUGAAAGUCCUCGUGCGACAAACAAAUGAUACCAUCCAUGAAGCGGAGCCAUCGCGAGGUGACAAUGAUGCUCAAACAGCCAGGAUAUCCCCGCUACUUUUGGCAACUGUACUAUUACUUUUCUUGAUGCGUUCAACAUUGUAGUGCUCAAAAAUACAAGGAACCUCUGACACAGCAUGGCUGGAUCAGGAAACAUCACGAAUUCUGUAACUGCACUUUUGAAGAGGGGGACAUUCAGUUAAUCCAGGCAUAAGAUUUAUUUUCUGUCCGGAGAGUAGAGAGUAAUUAAGAGGGAUGAUGCGUCCAAACUGAUAAAACCCCUGCAAAAAUGCCAAAUUAUAUUUUGAGACUAAUGAAUCUUAUUUUCCUGUGCAUUUCUUCUUUCAAAGUACCCUGAGGUGGUUUGGCUCUUGUCAUCCAAGUGCAGAUGAGAAACAGUAGUGGCAGAUGCAGUGACUGAAGAAUAAGAAUAUUGAGCAGAAGUCCAAGAGGGAUUUAGUCCUCCAUGCAAUAUUUAUACCUUAUCACUCAGUACCGUAAGAUGAUCACGCAAGGCAUCGAGUCACCAUGUCAGAACUUUAGGGGAGAUAUUACAAAUAGAUAUAACCCCAUCCCUCUUGGGACUUAUAAUUUAACAUGUGUCUGAAGAGAGGGUUCCUGUGCUUGUGCAGUAGCUAAUAUGGUCUGUAAUAUUUUGUAUUUUCCGCACAUUUCUUGUUUCAUGAGCUCUUGGCAGGGCUUUGCAUUUUUGUAGGAGAUGAGUGUACUUUAAAUAGCCUUUGAAAAAAUUGGGAAUCACCACAGAACUGAAGAGUGGUGCAAUUUGCAAAGGCUUCUAGCAUAACGCUGAACCAUGUGAGAAACACAAAUAUAAAGGUAGAUUAGAAAUGCUGGUUUCAUUUGUAACAAGGAUAGUUUUCAUGUGAAUAAGGAUAGACAUUGUGAAUAACAUAACGGUUUGGAAUUUAUUUUAACACCAUAUUCAACAAGUGAAAAGGUAAUGAACUGAGAAUGUAAAAUACUGCAUUUUUUAUUUCCUGUAAAACUGGAUUGCGAUCCACUCUGUAAUAGUGAUGGAACAAUUGUAUAUUUUUCUGACAGCUGUAAACUUCAGUUUAUUAUUUGACCAAUUAAUUUCUGGCUGUUUAGACAGGACGUUGCCAACAUGCUUUGAUAAUGAAUAAAUUCAAUAUGAAACAAUUACUAUUACAUACUUGGAGGAUCAAACACAAACUGGACACCCCUGUUGUUAUGGAAGACAUUUGAGACCUACAACUUUUUGCUUGUUUGUUUUUAGUUGCCUUUUUUAAAGCAGGGAAAAAAGGAUCAGUCUGUUCAGUGGAUACUGUGUAUCCUGUAAUAGUCUAUAACAUUAGUGUUAGCUUAGUACAUUGAUUUGUACCUUUUAUUGGAGGGCAAAAGGAAAAAAUACAUUGUUUAAAUUCUGUAUUAUUAGCAACCUAUGUUGUAAAUAGUGUUUGAUAAAGUAUUAAUUCCAAUUCUUACACCUUUUAUAAUUGAAUACAAUAGAAUUUCUGGAUUUGAUUGAGCAGUUUAAGCAAACAGAUCUAUGUUGGAUUUGAAGAUGUGUUUCAACAAACAGUACUGAUAGUGGCUACAUGGAUUGUGUAAACGCUACACACGGCUGGAAGCGCAGGAGGUGCAGCCUGCACAUUGCUUAACUCGAUGAACAGGAGGGAAGCAAAAAACUGUGACUUGACAUUCAACGUAUUGGUCCUAAAUGUUUAGGAGGUGUGAAGAAAGUCGCUUGAUUGGUGUACUUGAUUGUUUUUGUUCUCCCUGCCCCGGAAAUGAAGUGAAUAUUUUACGGAAAGAUCUUGCCUGCGUCCGCCUGGUAUACACAUGGAAUCCAGUAAGAAAAAGAAAGUUUGCCCGGUAUAGUUUUGUAAAUCGUGUCUCCUGCUUUCUCCCUCUUUGUGUGGAAUCGGCUCCUCCCAGGGACAGGAGUAGGGGUGCACCCUGUACCUGUCACCAAUCAGUCACACUUUACUGACCUACCUUGCAAUGUGGAAUGGAAAUGGUUCGAUAAAUUUGGAAGCAUAGAAAUUAAUCCACUCCCCUUUUAUUCACUCCACGUAGAUCAGCUGUUCCCUGCUUUCAUCCAAGCCUUCAUUGAGCGGUGAAUGGGUAAAUCUGUUCUAUUUGGCAACUCCGAGUUUUUCCCAUGCAUUAGCCCCCAAACUGUUCUGAUGCGAGACGAAUCUUCUUACAAUCGCGUUGCUGCCAUUGUCUGUACAGUUUAAUAAAUGCUGGCAUGCUGAAGGUUACUCAUGGAGUCUGCUAAAUCUGUUUUAGAUGCUUACUCUUGACACUCCGUCAGAGUCACUCAUUGUUUGUGCGUCUGGAUAUUAGAGUCCAGCCAUUGUCGUCCUGUGCCUGUAUUGCCCUGCUCAAGAAGCGCUUGAAAUGCAGAUUCUUUGCACUUAUUGAAGAGUGCUUUUUUGACAUGCUUGUAAGUGAAAGAAACAAACCUAUGGUAUUCUGCCAUGUGGAUACUCUAUACAUCUGUUUUGUAUAUACACGUGUCUGAGCAGCUAUACAUAAAUAAAACUAAAGAUGUUCAUCA